Haliotis rufescens (red abalone) is the source of this 3267-nucleotide messenger RNA. Its product is annotated as solute carrier family 46 member 3-like. The record is from RefSeq and is a predicted model, not a curated record. Gene Ontology annotation, molecular function: transmembrane transporter activity. The transcript is spliced from 4 exons. The coding region runs from base 138 to 1994 and encodes 618 amino acids. Gene Ontology annotation, biological process: transmembrane transport. Lineage: Eukaryota; Metazoa; Mollusca; Gastropoda; Lepetellida; Haliotidae. Gene Ontology annotation, cellular component: membrane.
AGGAUGCAUGACUCAUGAGGACUGUCCAGGGGCUAGCUGCACAAGAUACGUUGCAAUAGUUCUAUUAGCAAUAAUGAUUCUGGCAUGAGAGCAGCACACAUUUUCGUUCUUUGACUUGAACUGUUUCUUUCAUAACAAUGGAUGAAAGAACGCCACUUCUUGGUGGGUCUGCAAAUAGGCCUGAUGUAAGGGGUUUCCUACAGGAUGGGGAGGGUGAUCCCCUUUUGACCAGGGCGUCCACUGAUGCUGAAUUCAAAGGACAUAUCAUUGCUGAUGUUGAAGUGAGGGUGAACGCAAGACCAAAGUCUGCUCCACCUUUGAGACGAACCCUCAUUGUGAACGACGAUGAAGACACAACGUCUGCACAGAGACAUAGACCUAAGACAAGUCUAGGCGACCAGGAGGAGAUGGAUGACGAUGAUUGGGUAGGCUGGGCCCUCAACAGGCAGAAGAGUAGGAACAAUGAGGAUGAGGAGUUCCUCAACAAAGACACCAACAGGAAGGAGGAUUCUCCCAAGACUCAGGUUGUAAACCUCAUUCUUAUGAACAUCAUCCUUAUCAUCUGGUCUAUAGCCAUCCAUAUCCACGGCCCGGCGUGGAGUCAGUAUUUCUUCCAUAGGUUGGAAGAAGAAGUGUUUGGGAAUACGUCGCGUUCUUCUGACGGCAAUAAUUCGAGCUACGACGCAUCCUACUGUGAAAACCCAUCACUCAACGCUUCAGAUUCAAACGGGACAAACUCCUUACAAGAAAAGGCCGAACAGCUCCAGACGACAUGGAGCAUAAGAUUUACAGUCACAGGAUGUCCUAUUAGUCUUGUGAGUACGGUCAUCUUUAGUGCCUAUUCGGAUUACUUUGGUCGAAAAGUGUUGUUUUUAAUUCCAAUGAUUGGCACGCUACUCAAUUUUGUCCUGACAACCGCCGUCAUUCAUUGGUCAUUAAGCUUUUACAUUUUAUUCAUAGGCUCUGUAAUAGGCUCAAUUUGUAGUACUGAACUAUUCACUAUUGCAUGCUUUGCUUACAUCGCUGACAAUACGUCCCCUGAGGGUUCGCGGACCACUGGCUUAGUUGUGAUGGGAAUAACACAGACUUUGACCAAUGCAGCCUUGGCUACUGGUGUUGGGUACUACAUACAACUUGAAGGCUAUUUCCUACCAUGUGUGACUUCGAUCGCAAUUCUCCUGCUAGCAGUGUUGGCUGUUGUGGUCAUCCUGCCAGAAAGUAAAAAGACGCCAUCGUCUUCAGUGUUGAGGAAACAGAAGAAGAAGGAGAGGAAGUUACUUACUCCGUUAGGAGCCAUAAAAAAUGUUUUCGGUUUUUACUUUACCGAAGGUACUGUGAAAACUAGAAUAAUGUUCUCAAUUCUUUUGUUGGCAAUGGCUUUUCACAAAAUUGCAUCGAAAACUGGUAGCAUCGGUACGUUAUGGGAGAUGACCUGGCCUUUAUGUUGGAGUCCGGAGAUGAUGGGUUACUAUGGGACCGGAGCCUCCAUCUUUUCUGAACUGAUAAAAAUCCCUCUUCUGAAGCUGUAUCAGUGCUGCUUCAACGACGUGCUCAUCGCCAUCUGGAGCAACCUCGCCGUAGUUGGAGCCAAUAUUCUGAAGGCAUUUGCUACCAACAACUUCUUGAUGUACGGGGUUGCAGCCGUCGGAUCCUUUGAUGUAGCUCUAAUCUCCGCAAUCCAGUCUAUCAUGUCAGCAAUGGCCGGUCCUGACCGUCAAGGUGCUUUAUUUGGAAGUCUAUCCAUUAUUGACAUUAUCUGCAGUCUGGUAGGGACGCCUGUCUUCAGUGAAAUCUACCAGUACACUUUAAACAUAUUCAAGGGUGUGUCCUAUCUGGUCGUGGCAGGAUUUCAAGCUGUUGCCACCAUCAUGAUUGUAAUAUAUGCCGUUCUGAGUCGGAUGGGAUACCACACUAAGGUGGAACACAUCAGUAUCAAUGACAACCAGACGGAGCCGAAGAGCACGACCCCAACGGAGGACGACGACCAGGUGUGAUGGCGUGUGAUGAGGUUGCCCUCGGAUCUCUAUCGUACACCUGAUGACAAGCCAUGCAUGAAUUCAUCUUAUCACUCAUCAAACCUCACAGACUCACAGACUUCCUUAUAUAUAUAUAGUUGGAUAUUUAUAUUUAUUCCUUGUUCCAGAAGUUAUAUGACUUCAUCACAACUCUGCUGCCAAACUGGGGAAUGGUUCCUGUUGUGGCGUGUUAGCUUAACAUAUGUCAUAGACUGUAAAAGGUGACCAUGAUUGUCGUAAGAGGCGACUAACGAGAUCGGGUGGUCAGGCUUGCUGAUUUGGUUGAUGCAUGUCAUCGCAUCCCAAUUGCAAUGAUGGCAAUCUCUGGAUUGUGUGUUCCAGACUCGAUUAUUUACAUACCGCAAUAGUACUGAGUGCGGCGUAAAACAACAAACAAACAAACCACUGUUCAUCUCAGCGAGCUUGGAUAUGGUGAUGGCACAACCUGGGAUUCGAACCCAAGAUCAGCGGGUUUCAAUAAGUAGUUUAACGUCUCCUAUAGCAAUAAUCCAUCAGGGCGGAGACGCCUGUGAUGAAGAUGAAACCUCAUCGCCCCUCUGGCAGCUGAGAAACAAUUCAGGGAUUUGCGGCGUUUCGGAUCCAUGGGAUGUGUGGGGAAUCCCGGGUCGCAGUGUGCUGUUAUUGUCUUGAGGACCAUAUAAGGAAGUGAUAGGAUAGUCAGGAUGGGCUGAUCAGAAUCGUUGCUCGUACUUUCAGUCACUGGUUUACCUGGAUCAGUAUUUACAGGCCAUCGUCAAUGUAGCUGGGAUAUUGCUUAACUCUUAACAUUUGACUGUGAACAUGAGCCAAAAUAUAGAUCGACACAGUGUGAUGUUAUCAAUACUGUCAUUGAAUUAUUUGUUUAUGAUAUGAUAUUAUGACACUCGGAUAUGCUUUUGCGAUGGAAAUACUAUAUACAUGUACAUAUUUCACGUAUUCGUUUUCUUUGAGUACUAUUCGUAUAAAACGUUUCUAUUUUAUUUGAGAAGAGUACUGCCAAGUACUAUCAGCGGGUCGUUGAGGCGCCAUCGCUUGUUGUCACAUAGUUGUAGCUCGAUUCACCUGAUUAAAAACCUUUGGCUGCCGGCACACGAACUUAUCUGUGGCCCACAACUUGUCAACACUCACUCACAUGACCUAUUAAAUCCCGAGUAAAUCAGGAAGGAGCAAAGUCAGUUAGUGGGUUAUGUGUCACAACACCUGUCUUAUCAUGAGGAAACUCAUUAGUUUGCUUUGCUCGAGAUGUCAUAUA